Molecule: messenger RNA, 3927 nt
Organism: Penaeus monodon (black tiger shrimp)
Lineage: Eukaryota; Metazoa; Arthropoda; Malacostraca; Decapoda; Penaeidae
Product: basic proline-rich protein-like
Biological process (GO): positive regulation of transcription by RNA polymerase II
Cellular component (GO): nucleus
Molecular function (GO): transcription coactivator activity
Source: RefSeq, a predicted model, not a curated record
AGCGGCGGCGCGGCGCGGUUGGCAGGCGUGUCGGGCCUCGCGGAUUGUUUAUGUUGUCUCUGGCGGCGUCGCCCUCGGCCUCCCCGCGCGCCUCCGGUUUUCUCCUGCCACUCGCCCCCCGAGCCCGCCAUGACUCUGGCCUACCCCAACCAGCCUCCUCAGAGGGGAAGGCCGCCCCCGAACUCCGCGCAGAUCCAGAAGUUGCUGGAUGAAAAUUCUCAACUGAUCAAGACAAUCACGGAGUACCAGAGUCAAGGAAAAUCCCAUGAAAGCUUUCAGUACCAGCAGUCUCUCCAUCGCAACCUCAUGUAUUUGGCUUCAAUGGCUGAUAACUCGCAAAACAUGGCCCAGCUCCUCCCACCUCCACAGGUUCCAGGUCAGCAGGGUCAGGGGGGAGAUGGCCCUCAAGGUGGGCCCCCGCCUGGGCAGGGUCCACCAGGGCCACAUCCACCACCAGGGCCAUAUCCUGGACAACAGCCAGCACCUUACAGGCCUCCUGGUCCCCCUGGGAUGACCGCAGGACCACCAGGGCCUGGGGGGGCUGCGUUCAGGAUGCCAUAUGGCCAGCCGCCCCAUGCCCAGGGCCCCUACUCCCAGCCGUACCCUCCACAGGCUCAGCAGUAUGGUCAAGGAGGCUAUCCACCAGGGUCAUCUGGACCUCAGGGUUACCCUGGUAGUUCCUCAACACCACCAGCUCCCGGUGCAAAGGGCUAUGGGACGCCCCCACCUCCUUCGUCAACACCUGGGUAUCCUCAGUAUCCACAAGGACCACCUCCGCCAGGAUCACAAGCCCAAGGACCUCCAGUACCUAGCAGUCAGCCAGAAUUCAACCAAGGGUCACAGCCGUACUCGGGCACCACGCCAGCAUUCACUUCGACACCUUCCUCCACAACCCCCACUUCCACACCCACGAGUUACUCGGGGCCGCCAUCACAGUAUCCAGGUAGUGGUGGGCCCGGCUCUCAACCUUUCCAGAUGCCGCCCUCAUCUGUCCCUCAAACAUCAGCCACGCCCACCCCACCAGGACCCCCCGGACCUCCUGGACCUCCACAGUCUACUACUGCUCCUCCAGCUACUUCAGCACCAGGAGCCCCGCCACCUGUUGUAACGUCGACAGCACCAUCAGGCCCCAUAAUGUAUCCUGGUGGAGACGAGUUCUCCCAAUCCCCCCAUAUCAGUUGCACCCUCGUCUACCCCUACGCCACCUUCCUCUCAAAGCUACACUGGCACACCCCCACCAGUUUCAUCCCAAGCAGGUGGACCUCCUUCUCAAGGUCCUCCGCCCCCACCACCACAGCAGGCUCCUGGACCUUAUCCACCUAACUCACAGCAGUAUCCUACCAGUGGUGCUCAAGGGUAUCAUCAGGCCUACCCACCAAGUCAGUAUCCACCAGGAUCUCAAGGUGGAUAUCCACCCCCAGGACAGUAUCCCGGAGGACAGCCAUAUUCCCAGCCAUACGGAGCUUACCCUCCACCGGGCAGCCACCCUGGAAGUCACCCAGGCAGUCACCCAGGCAGCCAUCCUGGAAGUCACCCAGGUUACGGAGGUCCAAUGCCAAAUGCUCAGCCUGGAUAUCAGCAUCCUUCAGGACCAGGAUAUGGCCAAGGAUAUCCUCCUCCUCCUGGUAGUCAGUAUGCACAGUAUAGACCAUCUCCUGGGCAAGGACCACCCCAAGGACAGUUUCCAGGCUAUGAGCAGAGCCGAUACCCAGCUUAUCAGCCGCCACCGCCUUCAGGGCCCCCAUCAGCUCCACACUGAUAUGUUAGCCAUCUCGGUGCUAAAUGUUAUACCAUAAACAGCACGUACCUGUCAGAUCUAUGUACAAUUUCUCAAGUAGGUGGGUAGGGCUCUUUUUAAGUAGCUAAUUACUCAAGACAAAUUUAUGAUAUGAAGGCAAAGAAUGAAUGAGAUGUUUCUUAGAUUAAUUAAAGACAGUUGAUGUUGGCUUUAGCAUUAGAAGGAUGAACAGAAUAAAUGGAGGUCUCUAAAAUUGACAUUUUCUUCAUGAAAUAAUACAUGUAGUUACUUUUUUAUUUUCUUUAAUGUCAUGGAUCUGAUUAUUUUCUAAACACCACAGUAGUAAGAUGAGUUGAAAAUGUAUCAAAAUUUCUCUUAUCUUUUUUAUUUUGUACGGGAAAAUUUGAACCAAAGUGGAGAGAGUUGUUUUAAGAGAGAAUAAAUAAUUUCACCAAAUCUACUAAGCAUUCACUUUGUUCCUAAUUAAUUCUAUGAAUAAUGACUGGUAUUUUGAUGAUAAUAUCUAAGUAUAAGAAAAAAUUUAAAUGUUUAUUACAUUUAGUUACUAAAAUUUCAAGUACUAAGAUUAUGCUACUUAUUUUUUUUCUAUCAAGGUGAAGAUGCACUCGAGAGUUUGAUGAUAAUUGUCGGUAAUAGUCUGAAUAACAUGUGGAUUUCAGGAAAUUGUGACCAACAGCCUGUCAAUCUGUCAGCAGUCAUCACUAACCCUUGAAGUGGAUCUUCACUUUCAUGAAAAAAAAAAAGAAAUGAAUAUAGUAGUUCACUGUCAUUUGUGCAUUUCUAUUCCUAUUUAACAUUAUUUUUGGCACAUGUAUUCUUUUUUUCUAUAUCAAGUAGAAUUAUUUUUUCUUUUUAUAAUAAACUUUUCAUAUGAUUUGCAUUUUGUAGACAGUAAUUUUAACAAACUUUCUUGGUCUUUUCAUAUUCCCAUGGAAAGCCUGGAGGGAAAGUUCAUUAAAGCUCAAGGAAUAGGAAAGUAGUACUUUAUAAUGAAGAAAAUCUUACAGAUUAGGUUUGCAUUGUAUAUAUUGUUAAACUUUGAUUAGUCACAUAAGAGACUAGAAUUAAUGAUUGGUCUUUGGUUAUGUGGAAGUAUGGGAUGUAGAAAAAAAAGAAAAAGAAAUGGAAUGCCUGAGCUUUAAUAUUCUUUGAUAUUUUGGUGUUAGAAUAAUGAUUAAAAGAAUACUCAUUUGCCAUACAGUAUUUAUUGGCAUUAAUGAUCAUGUCAGUAAAUUAUAUUGGACUAAUUAUACAUAAAAAAAUUGACAAAAUUCAUGUUAAAAGCAUUAAACUGAUAGUAUAAUGUCUGUUGUAUGAUAAGUCAGCAUAAGAACUAUCCUGUUUCACAGUGAAACUUGUCAAAAAUACUUUGGUUACCUACAGCAUUUUCAAAGUUUCUGUAUAGCCUUCUGUUUAGAUGCAAAAGUCGAUAUGAUUAUCAGAUUUUGCUCAUUCUGCAUUGUGUGGCACCACAGAGAUGCAAGUUCCCAUUUUCAGGUUUAUAAAAUUGAAUUUACUUUUCAAAUGUUUCUUAUUCUUGUCUUUUAUAUUCAUGCCUACAUCUAGGUGAAUAUCCAACUGUAUACGAUAAACAACUCGCUAUUGAUAUUGCUUCAAAUUGAUUGUAUGACUGGCAGAAAUGCAGUUGUAUAUGACUGUGUCCAUCUGUUGAAGUAAAAGCAUUGUGGAUUCAUACUUUUACUAAAAGAAUGGCUUUGAAAAUAUUUACGUCAUCAGAACAGCCACUCUUAAUAUUUUUUUGCUGAUGACAUAUAUACCCAUGAGAAUUUGCUGCCUGAAAAGGUGCAGUGGCUGUAAUCCUGUACAUAGGUUUUAAUAUUUUUAUAUCAUUUAGCAAAUUUUUAGAAUGUCGUGCUGUGCAUUCGAUAUUAUGGCUCUUAAAUUAAUCUUUUGGAGGAUGUCAUUGCCUCGAGUAUUAUGGCCUUUCCACAUUCUUUUGUUCUUUUUUCUCUAAGGAAAGUUUGCAUUUGAUUUCCUUUCUGUAGGUUCUUCAGCUUGAUACAAUAUUUACAAGUAAUCAGCAGGACAAACUUUGUAUUAGUCAAGAAUAAUGUAUAUGUGCAGUUUUAUUGCACUAUUUCCUAAGUACAUGUUUGCAAAUGAAGUGACUUGUGGUAAAUAAAGUAUUAAAAUAAAGUUAAAGAAUA